UACCCCCAGGUCUGUUUCCUCCACACAACCUUCCAGCCACUCUGCCCCAAGCCUGUAGCGUUGCCUAGGGUUGCUGUGGCCAAAGUGCAGGACCCGGCACUUGGUCUUGUUGAACCUCAUCCCAUUUUGUACUUCUUCAAUGGGUUAAAGCCCAGGGGUGCGUGCGUGUGCGUGCGUGUGUGCAGUAUAUCUAUGUGGGGUGUCUAUGUAUAGCAAAAUAUACACUUCUUUUUUUUGUACAUAAGUUUUGUAUGUUCUCACGGAAGCUUUCCUCUUCUCGGAAGCGUGUACUUCUCUUUUUCCCAUUUCCCCGGAGUGACUGAAUCCUACACAGAUUAUUUUUAUACCGAGGACUCUUGGGAGUAGAUUUUCUCUCAUUAAGAAAUGAGGAAAAUAUGCUGGGAGCCAAAGGAGCAGAAAUCUGAGAUUUAUGGGUCCUUUCAAGACCAAACGGAGCAGGAGUCCCCAGACCUGAGAUACCGUUUUCUGUCCUUACAGCAUCGAGUAUAUAUAUUGUUCGUUGUAACAUAUUUAAAAUGCCUUUAGUUUAAAUUUUAACUUCAUAUAAAUUAUUGACUGCUUAUGGUCCUUUCAAGAAGGGGAGAGUUCGUGAGAUUGUUUGGUCUUAAAGUGGUCCAAAGAUUUCAGAAGGAACUAAUUUUAGCCGGUUACCCUUUUAGGAGCUACGAAGUGCCGCGUUCAGUUUAUACUUGACAAGGCUUUGUAAAACACGUUCAAGAUUUACACAGCGCAGCCCUGGGCUGGAGCAGCGGUGGCUCUCGUUGGGCACCGGGCAGCGCCGCGUGCUGCUCCUGCCGCUGCUUCGCCCUCGCGCCUCCCAUGGGCGUUGUGCUGGAGCAGGAGGGGCUGCAGGAGCCAAGGAGACCCCGAUGGGGAGAGCAGGCAGCGCCGAGUGGAGCGGGAGCCGAUGGGACUGAGCCCUCCCGCGUGCCCACGCGUUUCCCUGCUGGGCGCUGGCGGCCACGCGCGGCCCUUCGGGAAUGUCAGCUUCCAUCUCUUCGGACCUAGCUUUGUUCUGCUGCUGUUCGCAUGAAAGACGGAGCUGAUAAGCACAAGGUGUCAGAAAAUAACCGUGAAGCAAGACGUGUCUCGUUCUGAUGAGGGAGCGUGCUGGCAGGGAGAUGCUCUGAAGCGAGAAGCGAAGGUGAUGGACGGAGAGAGCCCCGAGCCCGGCUCUGCCCAGCAGCAGCGGGGAAACCUCGCGGGGCUGGGGCACUGCGAGCACCUGGGCCAUGCAGGCAGAGCCUUCGCUGCCCAGAGGCCUCGUUUACAUUUCUUCUGCUUUCCCAAGUGGUAACUGUGCAGCAGCUCCGUGCUACGGCUGCAGGAAAGAAGACAUAUUCUCACACUUUUCUAAGGAAGAGAAGUUUUUCUUACUAGAAUUUUUUUAUUUAUUUUAAUAUAUGGAACACUGUAAAAAAAAAAAAAAAAAAAAAAAAAAAAAACCCGAAAUCCAUUUGUUAAAGAAAACAUGCAGAAUCUGUAAAUUUGUAUCUGUAAAAUAUGGGCAGGUGGAGGCGGUGGGGUUAUUGUGUCCUGUUCUGGUGCAGUCUACCUCAGUGUUUCUUAAGGAUAUUUUUAAUACUGCGCACCUCGAAACCUGUUGAGAUGUUCUGGGCUGGACCUGGUGAGGGUCGGGGAAACCAAUAUCAGCUGAUCCCGAUUCUGGGGAUGGAAGGGAACGGGUGGAGCAGCUCCAUCACUGCUGAUCGCUGUUCUGAGUCGUCGUGACCAAAGGAAACUGCUUCCAGCUCCAAAUGCACAACGGCAAGUUUGGAUCUGGUACUCUAAUAUCAUCUUAGUGCCGUUGUGAUUAGAAAAAAAAAAAAAAAAAAAACACUAAAAAAGAGCCAUUGAAAUGUUUGGACUUUGUGACCGGACGGGCAGGCCGCGGCCGCCUGCAGUGAGCCCUCCCCACGUGCCAAUGUUCAGCAUCUUAAAUCGCAGCGAUCGUAACUGCAGGAGCAGAACAUGGCUUGUAUGGGCCCGGUUCCAGGUCCGGCCCUUCAGCUCGGCUGAUAUUGGUUGGCCCUGCGAGCGCGCGGUGCUCGGGUCGCCCAGCGCGGGGCUGCGCGUUGUGCUCUGUGUGUGCGCGGUGCAGCGCGCGUCGUCGUCUCCGCGCCGAGAGCAGCAGCGGAGCAGCCCCAGCACCAUCCUUCCUGCACCGUGCCCGGGCCUGGAGCAGCGCAGGGCACCGGAGGGAGGAUAUCCUCAGCCCCCGCGCUCCGCCCCGACGGAAACAAACAGCCCCAGCGGUUGCCACUUGUGGCUGUAAAAGAUAAUGUUCAGCUGCAAAAUUAGGAAGAACAAAGGAACGUCAUCGUAGAGCCCAGCUCUGAGCGCGGGAAAACCCUCGGCUCCCAGCCCUCAGCUGCCACGUGAGGCCUCCCCGCGCCGUGGGGCUGCUCCGCUGCCGCGUGCUCCGGGCCCGCCCGCGGUGCUGGGGCCACAGCACGGAGCUGCGCGCGUCGGGGAGCAGCCAGGGGUGCCCCGAGCAGCCGCAGCACUGCAGCUCCAGGCAGCAGAGCAGGAAGCCGAGGCGCUGCUCUGUGCUCUGCCCGCGGGUGUUGGGGCGUGGGGCUGCGGAGGCCUCAGAAACAUUUGUGCGUUCCAUUCGGUGCCCGCUCCCCAAACGCCUCUUGCCAACCCGGUACUUCUGGUGCCGUACAGUGCAGCAUUGCAAAGCUUGUCUGCGAGGUUCAAAGCGCAUCGUGGCUGCUUGUAAAUACUGAUUGUGUUGUAAAAUAGAAGAGCUCAUCGUGUGAUAAUGCAAACUCUGUGCCAGCUCUGGGUUGGGAAACGUAGGAAAUAGACCAAGCUGCAAGGAGGGUGUUCUGUGCUGUGUGCGUAGGGAAGAGGUUGCUCGAUGGCUGCUUAAGGGUACUCUAAAUUUGUGGGUAGUAGAUCUCUUUCCUCCUAAAUUAAUAUUAUAGCAAUGGGGCACUUUGCUUAAUUUUAGUUUUGUUGCGUAUAAUGUUGGUAUCUCUCUGGAGGAAGUUGCUUACCGUGUCACUGACCUACGUGUAAUGAAGGAGAACAGGAGACAGGAGCAGGAAGGGGCUGUGUCAGUUACCCCAGCCCCCGCGGCACGGAGCCCGCUGUGUUCCCUUUACCAUCGCGGUGACACGGGGCCGGGUCGGGGUCCUCCAGGGCCGUCACCGCCAGCGGCGGUUCCCGAUAGCGAGCCCAGCACCUCGCAUUGAGACAGAGAGGAAAAUGUCGUCGUGCCAUAGAACCCCGCUCUGUGCUGGGUGCUGCCGGGCUCUGCUCCGGGGGAAGGGGCUCUGGGAUGGGUUGGAAGCGAGAAGCGACUUCAGAAGUACGUGAAAUUCAAAGCAAGAUUCGUUUAGCAUUUGUAUGAACUGAAUGGAAUUUGGCCUUUUUUUCCCUUCUGCUUGGCUCUGCGGUAGCUCCGCCGCGCUGCAACUCGUUUGGAGGAAUGGGAACAUUCAGUGCAAUUAGGAAGCUGCCGGUUUUACCAGAUCUGCUGUCGUUCAACGUGUAUUUCUUUUUAAAAUUAAAUUGCUUGUCCUUCUCUAAAGUAAGCACUUACUCUUGCAGGUUCAGCAAAUUAACUGCAACACAAUGCAAGCGAUAGGGGGACGGGUCGAGAAAUGACUUUUUAAAUAUUGUAUAAUAAAGUUAGUAUUAACUCCUACGGCGUGGUCGCGUCUCUUGCCUACAUACACUGCAGCUCCUGGGGGCUGCAGCACGGGGCGGGGGGCACGGGGUGGGCAGGGGCUCAGCGAAGCCCCAGGGUCGCUGUGACGGCUCUCGCCCUGCAGCCUUGCACUCACUGAGCUCCGUGUUACCAGAGGGUCCGAGCCGGGCUUGCUCCCGCAGCUCUUCCUCCAAACUCUGCCCCCAAACCCACGUCGCUUCAAACCGCCCCCGUUUCCAAAGGCUUCUCCCAUCACCUGGAAAGCGGCCGCUGGCAACUCCGAGAAAAGCCGUUUGAAAAAGGGGAUGUGAUCGAAAGCCUCGCGUUUUGCUUCCGUUUGCAAAGUGCUCCUGCUCGUCGGGCAGCAAAGCCGUGCUUUGUGUGUGAGGAGCCCCGUGGGCGCGCGCUGGGCCCGGGCUCCAUCAAACGCAGCCAAAAGCCAACCCUGCUCCGCACGCUGCCGCCGCGGGGUCUGCAGACCUCACCUGUACAAAAUAAAGGAUCGAAUGUGCCAUGAUUUAAAAAAGAAAAAAGGAAAAAGAAAAAAACCCAAACCCUCCCCUCUGUUUUUCAGUGUUUUCAUGUGUAAGAGCCGAGCAGUGACGUGUACAGAAAAUAUUGUUGAGUGUUAAGAAGAAAUCCUCGCGGUGUGACAGAAUGUGGAGCAAUUGACUGUUUAUAUUAAACUUCUGAAUAAAUUAUCCAAGAAUAACUUGCGUUUUGUUCCCGCUGUCUCUGCAGCACCACAGGGAAAGCCCUGAGCUCCGGGCUCGGAGCACGCGGUGCUUGCAGCUGCAGGGGGGUGCUGGGAAGGCCCAGAGCCGCCGCGGGGCUCAGGUCGGGGCUCAGGGUGCAGUGAAUUGCGUCGCUGUGAGCAGCGCGAUGGAACCGUUGCACAGAACGCUCCUCCUCCCUUCGAGGGGUGGUGGUCAUCGCUGACGGCGCUGCCCAGCACGGUCGCUCCGUGGUGAAUUCCAUCCCUGCCGCGAGUGAUGCUGGCCAUCGGCGGAGAAUGCACGGAGCUGAUGCCACCUAGUGCUGCCAUGCACCCAGCUGCGGUGCCGGAUGCGGCCGAGCCCUCUGAGCCCGUCCAGAGUUCUGUUGUCGGAAGAGCGAUGAGAAAGGAGCAUACUUGGAAAUGUUUGGGAAUUGCAUCUCCAGGCACAGCCUUGCUCUCUGGGGACGCAAGCAACGCGUGACCUCGCUGUCGCCGAGGUUGCAGGUGGAGAUGCAGGCGGGUGCUGACAUCCAGCCCUGUCCCUCAUCGCUCCUCCAGGUGCACCGCUUCGCGCAGCCCCAGACCACGUCCAGCACCGGGAAGGGAUGGGGCGGCCUCUGGUCCUCGCUCGGUGCGGGGUCACCGCGCUGUCCCGUCGGCUGGCACCGCGGCCUGGAGUCUGAGCAGCCCUGAUGCGAUACUCAUCGCGCUCUUGUGGACUUCAGAGAAAUGAAACCUUAAUUCCUCUUUGCUCUUGUGGUUUCCUGGAGCAUGGGGUAAUUGCUAUCCCAAGCAUUGCCAAAGCUGCGGUCUCUGAGUAAUUGGAGUGUGAGCUGAUCUUGUUCUGAUUAGGGCUUGGCUGAGGCCGGCGUGUGCGCGGGGCCGCGGGGAGAAGUGCGUGCGUGUGGGGCUCAGUGGGACGGAGCAGGCGGCCGCCGCUGUUGUCUCCGUGCUUUGGUUCCUCGCCAUUGCUUCAGUGCCAGGUCAGGGCCUGCAGGGCCAGGGGUCUGCCAGCGCACGGCCCUGGGAGCGCGCGGUGCGAGGAUCUGUGGGCACGGCCUGCGUGUGCCAGGCUCUCACGCUGCACGCAGAGCACUUUUUCUCCGAACGGAACAGGAAGCCGUUCACAGCAACCACAGUCACCGUGCCCAGCGCCGCUCAGCAGCUCUCGGGUCCCCGCAAGAGGCGGUUUGGGGCGCGCAGCCCCCGGGAGGGGCAGCCGGACCCCCAGGGCCCCAUCCCCUGCCAUAGAGCCACCAUCGAAGGAACAGCGGUAUGGGCGCGGCGGUUUUGUUUGUGCCUUCAGAAAGGGGAAGCGGUGAAGUGGUGCAGCCCGAGGCCCCCGCGAGCCGCCCAGCGGUGUGGAUCUUCCUUCCUCGAUGAGGGGCUGCUGCUCGCGGUGCACCUGCAGGAGCCGGGGCUGCGGGGUGCGGGCGUGCUGCGCGGGGACCUUGCUGGAGGUGCCCACGGCCCCCAGGGGUCAGACUGCAAGCCGUGCUUACGGGAGCUCGCUGACCGCAGUCCCUCUGCUUUGGAGUACCACAGCCCCAAGCGUUUCCUCCCAUCCCUGAUUGCUGAGGAUGACACCUUGUUCACCAGCAUGGCCGAAGAAAAGGAGGACUCAUCUUCCACAGAGCUGGACGUCCCAGCAGCGGACUUGCACAGCAGCACGGAGGAUCUUCUCUCUGACUCCGCUCUGCAUGGCACAGAGUAUUACAAAGACCUGGGGCUCCUGAGCCCACCAGCUACCAAAGCAGCGCCAGAGAUGGCGGCACGGCCGGAACCAGCCCCUCAGGCUCCGUCUGCCAUUCACUUAUUGGAGGAGAGGUCAGGGGCUCUGGGCAAAAUGUCUGUGGAUAUUGCUUUUUCCAAUCCCAUCUCCUGCUCGGUGCGUUACGAUGAGGCCGACUGCCACUUUCUGAACAAAGCUGCCAGCUCUGCUGGGUGUCCUGAAGAGGAAGACGAAGCUUUGUACCUUCAGGAAGCCACAGAGUCCUUCCCCACGCUGGUGAGAUCCAUGUCUACUUCUAGGAGGCACAGCUGGGAGAGCCCCUUGUCACCUGUGGACUCCAAGCGCAGGUUCAGCUUGGAUACCACAGAGAGAGGCAGUGAUCCAGAGCAGGAGGAGGCAGAGAAAGGGAGCGGGUCCUGCGUGCAGCCUCAUGUGUCCCUGCAGCUGCCUGGGGGCGAGCAGGAAGCCUGGAGCAGCAGGGCAGGCAGCAUGGUGAUCAAAGUGGAGAUAGAGCCGCUGCGGCCCAGCGGCCCGGCCAGCCCCGGCUCAGAGGAGGCGGAACGUGCCAGUGCCGGGAAGAGGCUGAGGCCACUGUCCAUCCCAUCAGCCCGUAAGGCUGCCUCCCCCCAGACACCCUGCGGUUUCAACACUUCUCUUUCAGCCAUGGAAGGUGUUGAACCCCCUGCUCUGGAGAUGCUGGAGAAGGACCAUGUGUCCCCAGACCAAGUGCUAAUGGUACAGCAGGUACUUCAGGAGCUGAAACAGUAUCAUGGGGCGAAAAAGAGAGUUUGUGUGCAAGAAGGCAGUGACUCGUCCCAGCAGAACCUCACCUGGUUUGAGUUCCUGUCUAACGAAAAUGAGGACAGCGGAAAGAGUGACAAAGCAGAGAAAGGCACAAAGGUGAUGCGACGCCUGAGUUCCCUGCGGAGCCGUGUCACUGGGUCCUGGCAGAAGGAUAAGGGUAAGAACAAAGAGCAAUCAAAAGAGAAAGAGAAGGAGAAAGAAACAAAGGAGCCAAAAGAGAAUUGGAAAGAGGUCAAUCGGCACCAGCUUGUGCCAGGGGUUUUCUCCAGCGGCACCAGCUGCUCGCUGUGCGCCAAACCUCUCGUGAAUAAAAGUGGUCUGCAGUGCCUGAAUUGUGCAGUGAACGUCCAUAAGAACUGCAAGAGUUUGCUGGCUGAAUGCAGCAGCAUCAGACCCAAGCAGAAAGAUUUGCAGCACAGACCUUCUGGACCUGCACAAAGUUCGUCCCAGUGCAUUUCCCCAGCCGCUUCCUUGAAGGAGCAGCCCCGAAGCCUUCUCCUGGGACCGGAUGGCACCCCAGUACUGCCCCGGAGCCUCGGCAUGACUAUCGCCCAAAGAGGGAGUUCUCCAUCUUCGUUGAACACUGCUGGAGCUGUCAGUAAAUUUGGACUAAUUUCAGGAGACAUGGAUGAAGGGGACUCGGGAUUUAUAAAGUUUAAGCAGACCUCAGAUGAUGUUGUCUCGCUUGCACCUUCAACAGCAGACUCCAUUUUUCUGGAAGAUGCAUAUUCUCUAUCCCUCCGAAGUGAAAUAGAAACAGAUGCUCAUGAGUUUGAGGCGGAGUCUUGGAGCGUUGCAGUGGAACAGUCUUAUGCAAAGAGGCAAAAGAAAGAAGUUAUAAAAAGGCAGGAUGUCAUUUAUGAACUAAUGCAGACUGAAAUGCACCAUGUUAGAACGCUGAAAAUAAUGCUGAAGGUGUACUCCAAAGCCAUGAAAGAGGAACUGCAGUUCUCAAAUGCAGUCAUCAACAAGCUCUUCCCCUGUGUGGAUGAGCUGCUGGAGAUGCAUGGGCAAUUCCUGCUCCAGUUAAAGGAGCGACGAAAGGAGUCCUUGGAAGAAGGCAGUGACCGAAAUUAUAUAAUCCAGAACAUUGGAGACCUCUUGGUAAAACAGUUCUCAGGUGAAAAUGGAGAGAGAAUGAAAGAAAAAUACGGUGUGUUCUGUUCUGGACAUAAUGAAGCUGUUAGUCACUAUAAAGACCUGCUCCAAAGCCACAAGAAGUUCCAAAACUUAAUAAAGAAAAUUGGCAACUGUUCCAUUGUGAGGAGACUUGGUGUUCAAGAGUGUAUCCUUCUGGUUACGCAGCGCAUCACCAAAUAUCCAGUCCUGGUGGAACGUAUUAUUCAGAACACAGAAGUUGGAACUAAGGAUUAUGAAGAUCUGAUCCAGGCCCUUAAUUUAAUUAAGUAUACAAUCACUCAUGUAGAUGCCAUAGUAAAUGAGUGUGAGAAGGGGCAGCGCCUUAAAGAGAUUAUGCAUAAAAUGGAGCUGAAAUCAUCUGGGAAAUGCAAGAAUGGGCUUUUCUUCCGAAAGGAUGACAUGGGACAGAGGCGGCUUCUGCUGGAUGGGAUGCUGUACUGGAAAGCUGCGUCAGGACGGCUCAAAGAUAUUCUGGCAGUCCUGUUAAAUGACGUACUGUUGCUCUUACAAGAAAAGGACCAAAAAUACAUGUUUGCAUCAGUGGACUCUAAACCACCAGUCAUCUCACUGCAAAAGCUGAUUGUAAGAGAGGUAGCUAAUGAGGAAAAGGCAAUGUUCUUAAUUAGCGCUUCCUUACAAGGACCAGAAAUGUAUGAAAUUCACACAAGCUCAAAAGAGGAGAGGAAUUCCUGGAUGGCUCACAUCCGCAGAGCUGUAGAAAGCUGUCCUGAUGAAGAAGGAGGAUCAUUUUAUGAACCUGAAGCAGAAAGGAGACUGGCUGAAGCAAGAGCAGUGAAAUUAAGAGAAUUCCAAGAGCGUUUGAACACGAAAGAUGACCUGAUUGUGCAAAGUCUAACUGAGAAACAACAAAUUUAUCAAGAAAUGUCUGAAAUGUAUGGAUUUGAAGACCAUUCCCAAGGAUCCCGAUCUAGGCUACUUCUUCGGGGGGAUAUCCCAGAAAGUCUGCAAGGAGAGGCACUUCUGAAGUCUGCAGUGGUAGAAGCUGAAAAUCUCCAGAACCUUAUCUUCACUCACUUAGGAAAUGGAUCCUGUCAGUCUGAAGAUAGCUACGCAGUGGGACUCCCCAGGAGGGCAGAGACCUUUGGAGGAUAUGACAGUCCCUCACUUUCAAAUAAAAAUAACAGUCUUGGGAAGAACAGUGGUGGUGACCAGAGGCAGUGGGACUGGAGAGGCCCUGCAGUAAGUUCAGAUGUGCAGCUCUCAGACCUCCCACUUGAUGCAGAAGAAGGAUCUCAAACUAGUGAUACAACAAGGCAGGAUGACAGCAGCGGUAUUCAGCCCACUGUAGAGUCUCAGCUUAUCCAAAGGAUACAAACACUGCUACAGUUGCUCUUCAGUCUUCAGGCAGUGAUAUCUCAACAAGACAGCUACAUUGAGAUGCAGCGAGCCACAAUGGUAGACCGGGAGAAGCAGUAUCGGCUGCAGUCUACACGUGGCAACCUGCUGCUGGAGCAAGAGAAACAGCGUAACUUUGAGAAACAGAGAGAAGAACUGAUGAAUGUCCAGAAGCUUCAGAGUCAGCUGAAGCUGGAGCAGCAACGCUGGGAGCGGGAGAGGACUCAGCAGCAGAGGGAACUGGAAAUCUCGGAAGCCCAGCUGCAGAGGCGUGAGGAGGAGACGAGGCAGCUGAAAGAGAAGUUGAUUCAGGAUAGAGAAGAACUGGAGAGGCAACGAGAGGCCUAUCAGCAUGACCUGGAGAGGCUGCGGGAAGCUCAGAGAGCUGUUGAGAAAGAGAGAGAACGUCUAGAUCAGCUAAGGAAGCUGAAAAAACAGAACACUGUGUCGGGCACGUUCUCCCCAGAACUGGGACAAAGCCUGAUGCAAAGUCAUUCUGUUAGCUUCAAUGGAGAAGGAGUAGAACCAUCUCUGCCAGCCCUGAAAACCUCUGCGCGAGUGAGCGUCUCCGGGGUGGAUUAUUUGGAGCGCUCAGAGCUGGUUCGCAGGGACAGCACCACCCUGGAGAAUCGUCCAGUUCUUGCACUGAAGAAUGAAGUGCCAAUCCAUCUCCUGAGCGCAACGAAUCAGAUACAGAAACCAGCUGCUGUUCAGCAGCAGAUCCCCACGAAGCUUGCCGCUUUUACAAAAGGAAGCAAAGAGAAAAGUGGGAAGCACAAAGCAUCUCAUAGGACAGACAGCUCAGCAUCUGUCGACCAGAAGCAGCUGAUUCCCCCCAGGCUUGUUGGGCGAGAGGAGGGUGUCCUCAGAGGCAGAAGAUCAGCAAGUCCAGUCCUCACAAGCAGCCAGGCCACUGCAUUCCAGACAGAAGUACAUGGCUCUGCGGAUGGUCAGCCAGAAACACUUUCUUCUGCCUCUCCAAACCUGUUCAAACCCAAUAACGCUCCCGUUCAGACCCUGGUGACCUCACAGCCGACUCUUUCAAAUGUGCAAGAUGAUACCAGCAAAGAAGAUGUAAUUUUUUUCUAGUUGUUUCCAUUACUCUUCUGACAUACUGUUUCAAGAACUCAGGCUCCGGUGUUCAAUGUGACAGAGACCUGACAUGGGUGUCUUCUUAUUCCUGCCUCGUUCAUACUAGCAAGGACCAGCCCAGGAUUGUAGUUUUACUUCACUGGCUUCUUUGCCAGCAGCUCAAAAUGAGGGCACAGUGGUAAUGAUUUGCUUUUAAAUUCACAAACCAUGGAAAUGUGUUGACGCGUGGCAUGGGUAUGUAAAUUCAGAGCAUGUUAAAAUGCUGCCAUUUACUGCAAUUUGCUCUCUUCGGUGUAUUUACACUCUUUGUGAGCACCAUCUUGUAAAUUGUUGUAGUUGAUGUUGAAUCUUUCAGAUCUGUAUGUAAAAAUUUUAAUGCUAAGCCUCUGAGUGGCUGAGAUUUUUUUAAAAUCCGCAUUCACAGGUGCAAGGUUGCUCUGGUGGAUUAUGCUAAUUCUCUGUUAAGUAAUUGACUAGCAAACCAGACUCCGUAGAGCCACACGCGAUAAACAUUGUGAUACCAACUCCCAGGAACCAGACUCUGUUUCUUUAGUCAAUUCAGUGGAGAACAUGCUCAGUGGCCAGGUACCGUAGAAAAAGCAAGGUAAGCUUCUGAACAGUCUUCAAGGUUCAAGAGCUCCACCUACUUGUGGAUGAGGAGAGCUGAACGUGUGAGAAUGCGUGGCGUUACAGAGGGCUGGACUGAAUGCACGUGGAAUUGCCACCGGCUCACGCCAGGAGGCCUGGCUCCCUGCAGACAUUGAGCAGCUCUCCAUGUUAGUGAGAGCAGUACAGGUUCCUAACCAAAACUCACCAACUGGUUGGGAAGGAGCUGAAGAGACGUGCUCCUUGCUGGAGGAUGUGUAAGAAGUGUUUGAAUGCAGUAAUUAUUGUUUUGUUUCAUCCCAAGUCUUCUGCAUCUUUUAUUUGUCUGCUAAAUUCCAUGGACUUUACUCCAAGUAUCGUAAGAUAUCAAAGCUGCUGUUACUGCAGAGGCUCCUCUGCAGCAGUUUAAGGAAUGAAGGGAAUAUGAACUGUUUGGGUUUAAAAAAAAAAGUGCUAUUAGCUAAACCUCUGUUGGUUUAGCUGCUUACAGCUAAACCAGCUUUGAUACCUCUUGUUAAAUGGGUCAGUUCUUAAUCAUGGAAUGAUGAUAUUAACAGAGCCCUGCUCGGAAGGCAUUAUUUCUUUGUAGUAGUUUGCACAGUCAGUUGUUGUGUUCUGUCACUUUACUCUGCAUCUCAGUUCUUUAUCACUCACGUUACCUGAGGGCAUGUAUUGCAACGUGUGUUGGAUGUGACCAGGCAGAUGUAUUGCACGCAGGAGAAAUUAUUUAGAGGGGAUUAGCAUGGAAUUAGAGAAAUUGGUUUCUCAGAGCCUAAAAACAUGGGGUAGUAUCUUUCAGAACGUGAUUGAAGUUCUUUGGUAUCUUCAGCUCUGGUUUAGAGUGAAUUUUAGCACAGGUAAAUGAAAUGCCUGAUCGGUUCCCAUUCGGUCACAUGGCAGUAGUGCUAAUUGACAGCAUUCAGUCUCCAAAUCAUGGCUCCUGUCUCGGUGAUCAGAGCUAUGUGACGUCAGUGAUCUUUUUUUAAGGCAUUAACUUCACUUUGCUUGAGGGUUUUAAAACUAUUGCAGUAGUUACAGUGCAAGAAACUGCAGAAAAUAUGGAGUUGACUUGCAGCUGAUGAUAGCUGGGGUUGUCAUCUCCAGACAAGAACCUGAGAGAUCCGAAGUUACAGGUCAGCGUGAGAGCAGAAGGUAAGCUGUGAAAUACUGAUUCUGUCUCGGGGAGCACGCUGUAAUGCUCUGUGGAUUUAAGGGUCUUCUUGCAAAGUGAUGCUAGUAAAAACCUGAAGAUGCUGAGUUCAGAGUCGCAGUGUCACCCGUGAGAGGAAACUUGGAACAAUCUAGCAUGCUCCAGACUGGUCACACCCCCCCCUCCUCCCUGAUAAAUGAUUCCUGUUAACGAGGGCACGCUUCGCUUUGGCACCAAGGUAGUGCUUGGGGAAUAAGGAGCCUUGCAGGACUUCCCCCGGUUAUCGAUGGCUGGAUUUGCAGAAAACUGCUCGGGGAACAUAAUCAUUCCUUCACUGAACAUCUUCCUACGUCGUGUUUUCGCAUUCCUGAAACCUGGGUUGAAAUUGUGGAAAUAUCUUAAAAUCAGUGUAAGCUGUCAUCGACUCAGCAGCUCUGCAGGAGUGAUUCUUCAGCUGGCGGAUGCAGAGACUCAUGUCUGAUACCCGUGUAACUCCUGCUGUAAAUGCACAGCGAGGCAGCAGGAAGGCGCAGCGCGUUGUCUCUGCGCUGUGGUUUGGCCCAGUCCCAGUGAAAACCCCACUGCCCCGAGUGACCAGCUCCUGAGGAGCCUUAGCCGAAGGCGAAGCUGGAUCAGUGGACUCAGCCACCUCAGCUGAGGAAGGAGGUCUCUGUUUAGCAGUUUUAAAACCAUUUUUGGAAACGUGUAUUUGGUUUAAUUUUGUGCCUGUCUUAAUGUAUGGGGGAGGGAGCUCUGUGGAUCAGAGAGAUUUAUUGGGAAACUUUUUUUUUCUCCUUCCUCCGUGCGAUGAAUGGUGUCAGAUUUGGACAGUGCAAUCUGGAAAACAUGAAGUCUGCAGUGAGAUCUCAUUUCUUUUGAUAUGUUAUGACUGAAAUAAAACCGUCAUCAUAUUAAUUGUCAGCAGCGCUUCGGGUGAGUUACAGCUCUUAGCAAAUGAACGCCUGACCCUUGCAGGAUGGGGUGUUGGUUCAGCAUCUUAAGAGUUCCUUGGAAAAUCAUCUUUGGUCUGUAACAAACAUUAAGGUGAUUUCUGCUACCCGUCUGCAAUACACAUCUGGCUGCAGCUCGUUCUAUGAAAGCCACGUUCACCACGAACAGAGAUCAUUCAAGUGCCAUAGGAGGAGUCUGUGAUUUCGUGUACAGCCCCCAGUCUGGGGGAGGUCUCAGGAUGUUUCAUUGCUGGUGUGGAGUGUGCUCUACCCAGAGCGUGGUGAAAUGACUUGGAACCGCUGAGGGAAGCGAGUGGAGUGGUUCCUUGAAGUGAAGAGUGGGUCAGCACUUCUGCAAAACUGAAUCUGGGAAACUGUUGUUAAAUCAUCGCAACUGAGUGAACCAGUUUGGGAUUCUGCUCAAAUGUCCCUUGUAGAAGAAUGUUGUUUCUAAGCAGAUAAGAUGGCAGAGUGCUGCUGUAUCCCGGGCCGAGUGACCUGCUGCUGGUCGCGAGUGACGGCGUUUGGCUUUGGGUUACUUCAGAUAAGAGUUUCCUCUGAAGUGAGAUCAGAGAUGAGGCAGCUCCGAGCUCUGUGCCUCCCAGGUGCCUUCUGCCUUCUGGGUGGGGUGUGGAGGAAUUCCCAGCACAGGCUUCGAGCUGCCUUCCUCGCGCUGUGUCACAGCCGUGAUGCCGCUGUCCUGUCUGAGCAUUGUGAUGGUGCAAUGCAGAGACUCGGGACGGCUUUGAUUCUCGAUUUUAAUUCUGGUGCAGAGGUUGCUUCCUCCUUCUCUUCCCAUUUGGACAGAGGUCAUUUUGUAUUUCAGACUGAAGACACUCCCUCCUCCCCUGUUCACUGCUACUCAGAACAUCUGCCCUGUGCAUGCUGUAAAUGCCUUCCAAGCCUCUACCUGUGCUGUCUGUGGAUUGCAGCUGUGACCUGUCCCAUGGAUGGAGAUCACUGGUGGUUCCCAGGGGGAGGCAGAAGAAUCGCUCAUUCUGGAGAUCCUUGCUCGUCAAGCUAACGGCGUUCCUGCAGAGGUGGGAGGAGCUGUCAGCAAUGUGCUCGCAGUUCUGAGUGACAGCCAGGUGAUCCUGAGUGCACGGCACUUGCUGUUCGCCAUUUUCACUCUCAGUGAAGGUUGAAACUGAAGCUAGGGAAGGUUUAAGAUGCAUCGUUUUGCUUCUACUUCCAAUGCUGCAGAAGAGGCACUGCGGCUCCGCAGUGCUGUCCCCGUGUUGUGUCCCCGUGCCAGGGAUGGGGAGCAGCUUUGUUGCCUUCCCCAGCAGUUCUCCCAUUUGCAAGGAAGGAAGAAUGCUGGUGCCAGGUUACACGUGUGCUGUUCCUGCCUGACCUUGCUGAGUUGUUUCUUGCUGUUCUGUGUGGUUUGUUCUCUUUGUGUUCUGUUUUUGGAGAGGAUCCCCCCCCCCCUUUCCUUCCAAGGCCAGACCCAGAUCUUUGCAGCAGGCGGUGGCUCUGACAUUCACCAUGGGCACGUUGUCCAUCAGGUGCCGUUUGUGCAGCUCUGCUUCGUACCACGUGUGCCAUGUUUAUAAAUCUGCUUUCUUUUUUUAUAUAUUUUUGUACUGAGAAAAAUUGGAGCACUUUAGAAAAGCUUUUCAGAACCCAUUUCUGCUUGUACCUGGGAGGGGCCCUGGGGUGGACGUGGGUCCUGCUGGGUGCCUGUGUGCACCUCGCUCGGAGCUGUGAAUUCCCCGAUGCUGUUCAGUCUUAGGUCUGGUUUCUAGGCCCACCUUGCACUGAAAGGAUUGGAUAAAUGCUCACGGUUCCUGGUUAAAUUGACCAUUCUGCUGGGGAAGUGUUUUCCUCUUAGGAUGUAAGCAUUGUAAAUAGUUCAUUCAGUGCUGAUGCUGCAGUAGCGACGUCUUCGUAGUCUUACUUUAUUUGUAAAGAUGGUGGAUAAAUGUUAAUAUUCUGUUGAAUUGUGCACUCUGGAUUAAUUGUACACUUGAUCUUAGCGCACCAAACGAUGAUUUUUACAAUGAUUGCAAUGUUUCUCCACUGAAGGAUUUCAAAGCUGCAAUAGGACUGAAACCAACUUCUAGCAAUAAAAAAAAUAAAAAAUAAACAAGCUAACUGCCUUUA
Molecule: messenger RNA, 15336 nt
Organism: Numida meleagris (helmeted guineafowl)
Lineage: Eukaryota; Metazoa; Chordata; Aves; Galliformes; Numididae
Gene: ARHGEF18
Product: Rho/Rac guanine nucleotide exchange factor 18
Exons: 31
Coding region: 6001-10521 (1506 amino acids)
Biological process (GO): small GTPase-mediated signal transduction
Molecular function (GO): guanyl-nucleotide exchange factor activity
Source: RefSeq, a predicted model, not a curated record